Messenger RNA from Halteromyces radiatus, 1732 nucleotides. Its product is annotated as peptidyl-prolyl isomerase cwc27. NCBI's taxonomy places the organism in Eukaryota, Fungi, Mucoromycota, Mucoromycetes, Mucorales, Cunninghamellaceae. Bases 25 to 1665 code for a protein of 546 amino acids. Gene Ontology annotation, molecular function: peptidyl-prolyl cis-trans isomerase activity. Gene Ontology annotation, cellular component: catalytic step 2 spliceosome. Gene Ontology annotation, biological process: protein folding; protein peptidyl-prolyl isomerization. The record is from RefSeq and is a predicted model, not a curated record. The transcript is spliced from 7 exons.
GCUUCUCAAUCUAAGAUCCAAAAAAUGUCAAAUAUUUAUGCCCUUGAACCACAUACAAAUGCCAAGGUGAUUUUACACACAACCAAAGGUGACAUUGAAAUCGAGCUCUGGGGUAAAGAAGCACCAAAGGCAACUCGUAACUUUAUUCAACUUUGUAUGGAAGGUUACUAUGAUAAUACUAUCUUCCAUCGUAUCGUACCUGAUUUUAUUGUACAAGGAGGUGAUCCUACUGGCACUGGCCAUGGAGGUGAAUCUAUUUAUGAAGAUGAAUUUCCUGAUGAAUUCCAUUCUCGUUUACGGUUCAAUCGUCGAGGAUUAGUGGGGAUGGCAAAUACUGGAGAAAACGAUAAUGGUAGUCAGUUUUUUAUUACUUUGGAUCGUGCAGAUGAACUCACAAAGAAACAUACCUUGUUUGGAAGAGUUGCUGGGGAUACUCUAUUCAAUGUUAUGAAGAUGACUGAACUGGAGUUGGACAAUAAUAACCGACCACUUUAUCCACCCAAGAUCAAAACCACGGAAAUUGUCCUUAAUCCAUUUGACGAUAUUAUACCAAGAAUCUCAGAACGCGAAAAACAAAUAGCUUUACAACGGGAACGUGAAAAACUCGAUGCUGGGAAACCAAAGAAGGUCAAAAAGGAAAAAAAAAAACUUAAUUUGCUAUCGUUUGGUGAAGAAGCUGAAGAAUUAUCGCCUGAAACUCCACGAAAGACCAAGAUGAAAAGUAGUCAUGAUUUUAUGGAAACCUCUUCGACAGCAUCCUCUAAUGAUCAACAAAAAUCUUCCACGGCUUCACCACCAAUCAUCGAAUCGUACAAAGAUACAACCGUUACUGGUACUUCACCUAGUCUGAAAUCAACAUCUUCGCCAUCAUCGACACCAAAGGAUAUCAGUAAUAAGGACAACAAAACAUCAUCAAUUGAAAAAAAGCCCAAAGAAGUCAAGAGGUCGAAAUCAGUAGAAGAGAAACCGAUGACUGCAAAAGAGAAAAUCGAACAAUUGAAGAACGAUAUCAAGAACAUUAGCCGGCAUGAACAAAAUGAGGACAAUCGUCCAAAGACAAAGGGCAAGAAGGUAUCUCUUUUACAACUUGAACGGGAAAAGUAUCAAAAAGCUGGCAAGGUGAUAGUGGGUGGUUUGAAAGGAAGGAAAUUGAAGAAUGACAAUGGUGAUGAUACGUUUGCAAGAUUGAUGGCAUUCCAAAAUAAACUCUCCUCGGCUCAAGAAACAGCUCCUCUAGCUAAGAAGGAAUUGGCACCCUGCAAGUUACAUGGUAUCCCUAAUUGUGAAUCAUGCAACGAUCUAACGAUGGAGGACACAAUUGAAGAUGAUGAUCCUAACAACUGGUUGGCUCACAAAUUGGUAUUCGACAAGGAUCUCAAGGGCAAGGAUUUACUUCAACGGAAGGAAACAGUAGAUGAUUAUGUGGUGAUUGACCCUCGUGAUAGAGAUGCUCACACAAAACAGAAACCUUACGAAGGUAGUAGGCAUAAAUAUGAUGAACAAGCUAGACAAGAUCGAGAACGUGACAAUGGAAAAGAUCGUUAUUCAAGGGGCAGGGAUGAUAAGAAACGAUCUGCAGAUUAUCAUCAGGAUGAUAGGAAACGAUCAAGAGGAAGGGAUGAUUAUUAUCGCAGCAGCAGCAGUAGUAGUAGCAAAAGAUAUUGAAUUGUAGUAUAGAUUUUUUUUUUGGGUCAUUGUUUGAAAUAAACUUCUUUCUAAUGUUUUUUUUUUA